GAUAUUUGAGGGGAUGUAAUAAAAAUACUCCUAAAAAUAGAGUUGCAGAAUAACGAGCGUGAGAUCACCCACACUUGACCAUCUCCCUUUCUUCUUCCAUUAUUUCUCCAUAUUAUGAACACUAGGUAGGACUCUCUCUCUUCUCUCCUCUUUCUUCCCAUACUCUUCGCCGUCGGAAGCCUUCAGAUAACGGACAUAAUAAAUCUCCGUCUACAAUCUUAGGCGAUGGGUUCGGAGGAAGAGAAGGUCGUUGUUCCAAGAAACUUUAGAUUGUUAGAAGAGCUUGAAAGAGGUGAGAAAGGUAUCGGAGACGGUACCGUCAGCUAUGGAAUGGAUGAUGCUGACGAUAUUCUCAUGCAAUCUUGGACUGGCACCAUCAUUGGUCCUCAUAGUACUGCCUAUGAAGGAAAAAUCUUUCAGCUGAAGCUUUGUUGUGGAAAAGACUACCCACAAAGCCCACCUACUGUCAGGUUCCAGACCCGGAUUAACAUGUCUUGCGUUAACCCUGAUAAUGGAGUGGUCGAACCAAGUCACUUCCCUAUGCUUUCCAACUGGAGAAGAGAAUACACAAUAGAAGAUUUGCUUAUGCAGCUUAAAAAAGAGAUGAUGUCACCCCAUAACCGCAAGUUGUCUCAACCCUUGGAAGGUAGUGAGGAAAGGAGAACAGACCCAAAGGGGCUUGUGGUGAAAUGUUGUGUCAUGUGAAGCAAAAAGCAAACAUGAGGAAUUUGUAAGAGAAUUAUAGAGACAAAAACAGUGUAUAUAAAAACAUCAUAUUUUAAUGCUUUGACAUUGUCUGCCUCGGACUCCUUUCUUUUACAGGCCUUAGGGCAUCUAGUUACUCUAUUUUAGAGUGAAAUAUAGAAAAAAAUUAUAGUGUGUCAUUGGAGACGAUCUUAAUCCUACCCAUUUGAUUAUCUAUUAUGUAAUCCUAGUUAUGAUAAUAUAUCAAUUCCUAAUAAACUCUAGGUCUUCUCCUCGCUCACCUUUUCUUUACUUUUGUGUGUGUGUGGCCCAAUCUGAGGGAAAAAAGGGCAUCAAAAUAAGUGACUUUUGCAUAGAUAGCUGAAAAAGUUAAAGUUGGGAGGGUGGGAAAGCAUAUUACUUUUAUACAGUAUUUGGGUAGAAUCAUGGCAGGUGUUUCUAGUCAUGCAAGUGUAGAUGCAUUCUAUCUACUCUUGACUUCUUGCAGUAACCAUACAUUUUACAAGACAACAAAAGUACCAAGUGACUGCAGCUGUCAGUUAAACCGAUAUCUAAUAAAUAGUUCUGAAAUAACUUUUUUACUAAUUUUUUUUGAGUCAAUUUGGUAGAAACCCAAAGAAGAACACGAUAUUAGCAAUAUACCAUAUACAGUAAAACUUAGUGUGUCAGGUAUAUACUGUAUAUAUAUAGUUACGUAAAAGCCCUUCUUUGAUCUGUGAUCGAUAUUCUCUACCCAAGCAAGAUCAAGCACCCAAGCGUCUCGCGAUCGGAGAACGUGCGAAGAAGACGACGAUCGGCUGAUCGGAGGACCGGAACAAGUUGAGGAACAACCACGAGGCGAGGAUGCAUAGGAGGAAGACGAGGGAGAAUGAAUGUGUCAGAGGGAGAACCCGACGAUCGCCGUCGCGACGGCGAAGUAAUUGACCUUGAAGUAGCUUGCGGAUGCGGACGACGCGUCGAAGAUCGACUCCGAUUUGGAUAACGCGGAGCAGUCCGCAAGCUCUGCCCAGUGACGGUGCUGGGAGAAGCCGUUCGUGACGGUUUCAAAGUUCGGGUUGAUGAAUGGGAAAAAAGGCAAGGAUUGCGAUUGGGGUUGGGAUUCAACGGAUGAAUUGGGGUUCGAGAUUGGGAUUCAACGGGGGUUGCGAUUUGGGGUUCGAGAUUGGGAGGGUGAGAGAGAGAAAGGAUAAUGUGGAGAAGGGUAAAAUAGUAUUAUCAAAAUGUUAACAGUUUGGAAUAGUGUAAAAGGUAGAUAGCUAAUUAGUCGUAAGUUUAUGUGUAGAGGAUGCAAAUUCUCAUUUUUUUUUUGUAAAGGCAUCUCUAAAAGCAAUUCCAAAUCUGAAGAUUUUUCAUACUUCAAAAGCGAUUUUAAAUUUUUGAAGUUCAAAUUUUACUGUUCAAAAUUUCAUAUUUGAAAUUUCAAAAAUUUUAAGUCCUUUCCAUUAUUUAUCUUUCAAAUAAUUUUGUUAACUUUAUAAUUAUCAUUUUAGUCUUUUGUAAUUUUUUUUAUCUUAAUGCAAAACUUAAAUAUAUUAAUAACAAUAAAACGAAGUAUUAUACAAAACAAUGUUCCAAUACACAUUUAAUCAAAAUAUAAAAUGAAAAUAAAUUAUAUGAAAACAUACCUAUUACAUCAAUUAACAAAAAAACAAUAUUUCUGUUGUAAAAAGAAUACAAAAAUACAAUAUUUCUACAAUUUUAUCUUGUAAUUUACAAACAAAAAUAAAAAUUCAGUUUUCACCCGGAAGAGGAGGAUGUGCUUCCUGUGUCUUCUUUCCCUCAAAUCUAAUUAUUGAUUUUUAAUUCUUGCUUGUAACCUAGAUCUCACCAUUUCUCCGGUGAUGCCACGGUAGUGUGGUCACUGUUCUGAUGCUCUCCCUCCCUCCAAUUAGAAAAUAAUUAAAUAAUACAUAAAUUUUUUAAAAAAAUUAUAAAAAUCUAAAACUAAAUUUGAAGUUUUUUAUUUUGGAGAGAAACAUCUUCAAAUUUUAAAUUAAAUCUUGCCAACUUAAAAAAUGAAAUUGCUUUUAGACCAUCUCCAACAAGACACCAAAACACCAAAUUUAGUGUAAUUUUAUGAUUUUUUUCUCCAACAAGACACUAAAUUUGAUACCAUCCCACCAAAUUUGGUGUAAUGUGAUUCAUCACACCAAAUCUUGAAAAUACUUACUUUAUUAUGUUAUAUAUAAUAAUAUAGUUCAAUUAUUAUUAAAUUAUAAUUAAACAUAAAUAUAUUGUAUUAUCUGUAUUUUUAAUUUAGUUUCAGAUAUUUAAAAAACUAAAAAUAUUUUUUUUUUUAUUUUUUUUUUCAAAAUAAAUAACUAAAUUACUAUUAUCAUUUAUCACUUACAAAUAAAAUAAAUAAAUAAUCAUCUAAAUGUGAUAAAAUAAUUAUUUAUCAAUUACAAAUAAUAAAGUUGAAAAAGUUAAAAUUGAAAAUAUCCAAUAAUAUAUAGUAUUACUUUUGGUAUAAAAUUUGGUAUUAUUGUUAGAGAUGGCAAAAUAAUUAUGACACUAAAAUAUCAAAUUUAGUGUGAUUUUAAAACUAAAUUUGGUGUUAUUGUUGGAAAUGUCGUAAUAGAAAUAUAUUUUUAAUGGUCCAAAACUGUUUUUUUUUAUCGCAAGACCAAUAAAAAAGAUUUGGUCGAUCUUAGUUCUAUUAUUACCCGUUAGAUUGUUUAUCCUGAUUUGUGUGAUGUGAUUUUUUUUUCUUUUUUGUAGAAUAAUAAUAGUAUAAUAACGAAAAUGGAUUGUAAUAUAAAAAGGGAAUCUUUUUGGUAAUUUGUAGAAGCAACGAUCUAUACCUAAUGUGAAUGUGUGGAAAAAGGCUGUAGCGUUGUCAUCACCAGACACCAGCCUUUGGCUUUGGACAAGACAAUAGAUCGAAGCAUAAAGAAUCCGUUGCACUCGGCUUUACGCAUGACAUUUUGAUUAAUGCACUCAUCCAAUGCGUGUGAACUGUUAACACCGUUUUUAAAGUCUAUUAAAAUAUAUUCUACUAAAAUCAAAUCUCAAAGUGAAGGGGAAGAAGACGAAUAAAGUAUAAUAUUUUUUAAAAAGUCUCAAACUGUAUAUACCCUUACAAACUCUCUUCAUUUUCAUGACAUACUAAUUGUUUCGUAAAUCCAAUCAGUGGAAAAACCAUUCACAACCUAUCCACUUCUAGCAGUUGUUAUUGACAGAAAGUACUUAAAAUUUCUCUAAACUAUAACCACAUUAUAAAAACAAAAUCACUUAUAUAUUAUUUUAGAAUCACUGCAACGGAAGGGAACUCUAUAAAAAAAAAAAAAAAAAAAAACGCUCUCUCUCUAAAAUUGAAAACGCUCUCCCAUCUCUCUACCGCCUAGGGUUUCUCCAGCCGCUCUCUCCCUCUCGGCGGUCGCCGCCGCGUCUUAGGCGACCGUCGUGCCUUGCUUCGUGUUUUUCUCUUUUGUCUGCGUCUCUGUGUCCUCGUCGUCGUCUCCUCCUCUGUUUCUUUCUGCGGCUUCCAAACGCAGCGGUGGUCCGACUUCCGAUUCAGAUCCAGAGAUUCCUUGCGUCGCGGUCAGUCCUUGGAGGUGGCAACACUAGAGGACGGUGUUUUUGCUCCUCCACAGUUCUGUCUCUUCGAGGCUUGGUGAGCUCUGUCCGGAAUGGGUUUUAUUACGCUGUUGCUGUGCGUUUGGCUUGAGUGUUGUAGCGUGGUGUUUGUUGAGAAGCUGGCCGUCGUUGUUCUCCUCCGGCUAGUGGCGUGGUGGUGGGGUUCUUUGGUAUGGUUCAGUUAGGGUUUCAGUCUCCGCGGAUCUGAGAUCUGUUUCUCUGCUUCUUCGGGUGAUCUCCGGGAGGCGCGUGUGGGCUCUCUCCGACUCGGUCUCUCCGUCGUUGGUGUGGUCUGGUGGCGACGUGCGUAGGUCACGGCGGUGCUUUGUAGUGGCAUGGCGCGUGUAUUAGGCGAGUUCCUUGUUCUUCUUGUUCUUCUCCAGAGCAGUUUCCGGUGUAUCCGGUUUGGUCUUUGCUGUGGCCUGAGUGCUCCACGUCUUCAUCACUCUCUCAAUAAGGUAUGCGGCUCUUGGGUCAACCUCGUUCUGUUGGUGUGGAGCUUGUUCUCUAGCCGUGCAGUAGUUGGUCUAGCGAGCGGUUCGUUCUCCUGCGGUUGUGCAUCCGGAGAGGUAACCAUCUUUCGGUCCGCUUCUAUAUAUGAGAUUUUGGUUCAAUGGGUGUAAACGGUCACGGCGGGUGGAACUGGAGGCGGCAAUCUCCGGGUCUCUUCGACGAACGACGGCAUCGUCGCUUGGUGGUUAUCUUUCGUGCCGUCGGAAAUAUAGUUGUCUGGUGUUUCGGGUUUGUUCGUGCUCGGUUUCUUUGUCCGGGUUUGGUUUAGGCACAGUAGUCGGAAGCUGUAGGAACCGUUGUUUCAAGGUUUGAGGGCGCCUUUCUCUCCGGUAGCUCGCGGUGCCCGAUUCCCGUUCUCGACUAACCAUGGUUCUCUGGACCGAGCUUGACUCGUUACUAAUCUGGCUUUUCGGCUUUGCUCUGCUAUUCUGCGGGUUUGAUUCUUUCGGUCUAGAUUUGUUGUUUAGUUUUCUUUUUGCAUUCCGCUACAAGCUUUCUGUGUAAUCUCUGUCACAAAUUUAAAACUUGGUAUAAUAAUUUAACA
Brassica rapa (field mustard) is the source of this 5341-nucleotide messenger RNA. RefSeq names its product ubiquitin-conjugating enzyme E2 variant 1B. The record is from RefSeq and is a predicted model, not a curated record. NCBI's taxonomy places the organism in Eukaryota, Viridiplantae, Streptophyta, Magnoliopsida, Brassicales, Brassicaceae.